Messenger RNA from Phoenix dactylifera (date palm), 2744 nucleotides. Its product is annotated as N-acetylglucosaminyl transferase component family protein / Gpi1 family protein. Gene Ontology annotation, cellular component: membrane. Gene Ontology annotation, biological process: GPI anchor biosynthetic process. The record is from RefSeq and is a predicted model, not a curated record. NCBI's taxonomy places the organism in Eukaryota, Viridiplantae, Streptophyta, Magnoliopsida, Arecales, Arecaceae.
UCUCAUAUGAGUCUGGUCGAAUUUUACUGGGUUGGGUAAGUCGCCAAGCGCUCGGCUCGAACUCCACGCAUCAUCGUAUAUUUCGCGUCGAAAAUCCUGUAUAUCUGCCGUCCGCAUGCCCUCCUUCGAAGCCAUUGUCCCGCUGGUGUAAAUCGUCAAACGGCGGAUCUGCAUCUCAAAAGGACACUUUUGCCCUAGCGAGAGAAGGGCUUAUACGUACUCGUCUUAUUCCUCGCGGCUCUCCUCUUCUCCCCAGCUCGGUUGGGUGCGACGCUGGAGGGAUUAAAGCAUUAUCCGAUAUCAAGGCGGAGGCAUACCGUCGGCUCGAUGGCGCUGCAAUGUAUGUGAUAUAAAGAUGCUGAGAAAGAAAUGUAGGCUAUGGUGGCCGGAGCAGCUGUUAUCUUCCCAGCCCAACUCAAAUCUCUUACUUUUUGGCUGGUAUAUAUGUUCUGUAAAUUCUCUCGACAUCAUUGUGGCUACUGCAAUUUCUCCACAUGAGAUUUCGCCUUGCCUUCUUCAAUCCAGUCUUCAGAUUCAGGAAAUCCUUCAUUCUGUAAAUGGAGCUAUGCCUCUGCGACUCCAAGAUUUGUCAACAAUCUCUAUUCUUGGACACUGCACUGCAGAUUGCACUGGUAAAGUUUUGAAAUUGAUGGGCACCCAAAACAAUGAUUCUCCCAGGAAAAGCAAUAGCGAGCGACUAGAAUGUCCUGGAGUGGAAGAAAAUUCUUCAUUAAAAACUCAUAGUGAUGACAGGGUGAAUCAACAGUGCCAUCAGAAACUAUUUGCAGACACAUCUGAUGAAAAUUGUGCAAGAUGGAAUUGUGGUUGCAAAAAGCUAGAUCAAUUUACAGAACCUCACCGGCAGUCUUUUAUUAGAAAUGGUAACUGGAUUCAAGUACUCUGUAAAUCCCAAAGAAUCUUGUGCAAAGAGAUCCCGGAGUUGCAUCACAUGCAUCUUAAUGGCGAUACAUUGUCAGCACAUGAUGUCCACCUUAUAAUAUAUGAGCUCCCAACCUAUGGUCGAAAUCAUUUCUCUUUGAGCUCUUGGGGUUCUUCUGGGCAUGUGGGAUCCCCUUUCAAGAAACCAAACUGGGUAAAUGAGCUUGACAAGAAACCAAUGCUUCUUGAUUUGGACUCAGUUAUGUUGGCACUUAACUGCGCAACGGCUGCUAAGGUACUGCUGGAGCAGCAUAUGGGUACCUUUGAUCCUGUGAUCCACUUGUUUUGGAUAUCCACGUUGGUAUCCACAGUAUGGCAAACAAUGGCUGUUUUGGUGGCCUCAGUUGCCACUGCUAGAUACAUCUUACUUCAAGCACUCUAUAGGUUUCUGAGUUAUGGAUCUCAAACUUUCUUCUUUAUCUUAUCCAAGAUGUUCGCUCACACGUGGAAGAACGUGCACAUACGCAGUUGUCAGUUCUUGUAUUGGCCAGUAAUUCUUCAAGGUACUGGUUUCAGUUCCCAAUCAAAUGUUGAAUAUGCACACAGAUCUGCAUUACGGAAGCACUUCAUGUGGUCUAAUGUUGCCAUGGAUGUUAUUUUUGGUAUUAUUAUUGGUCUAGCAUUGUUGGCUAAUGCUGAAGCUGUUUGCUUUUGGAUUUUGAUUGUGGUACGUGGCAUAACAGACAAUCUGUUGCGCUUGGGUUGUGUAUGGUUGAUGGGUGUUCCUGCAGGCUUCAAGCUGAAUACUGAACUAGCAGAGCUUCUUGGCAUGAUUUCACUCAAUGCAAUUCAAAUUUUCUCUACCCUCUGUUUCUUUCUAAGUACUUAUCUCAGUUAUUUCGUCGAGGGGCUUGCAUUGUCCGGAAUUGUCUUUGGCCUGACCGUACCAGCUGCUUUGUGCAUAGACAUGCUUAAGCUUGCAACAUUGCAUGUUUUGACUCUUCAUUGGUUGAUAUCAUUUCUCUAUUCACAACAGAUCCAGGCUUUAGCAUCUUUGUGGCGCCUUUUCAGAGGACGAAAAUGGAAUCCUCUUCGGCAGAGGUUAGAUAGUUACGAUUACACAGUUGAGCAGCAUGUCGUUGGUUCACUUCUUUUUACACCUCUCUUACUUCUUCUACCAACAACUUCUGUAUUCUACAUUUUUUUCACCAUGCUGAGUACCACCAUCACUUUCAUCUGCAUCAUGAUCGAGAUCACUAUUUCUGUCCUGCAUGCUACUCCUUUGGCUGAAAUCUUACUAUGGAUCGCACAAAGAAGGAGAUUUCCCUCUGGAAUAUGGUUUGAAAUCAUAUCUGGUCCAACUGCCUGUACUUAUGCAGGUGAUGGACUGUCAGGUGAUUCUCUGUCAUCCGAUUUGGAUGCAAGGAAAACAGCUUGCUUCUUCAAGGGAGGAUCAAAAACUUUGGUUUCACUUCUCCGUAGUAAUUAUGCUACAAUAGGUAAAAUUAUCGCACCACAUUACCGGAAUAUAUUCUGUGGGGUCAGGCCAUCCUUCGGCCCAUCAUUGGCAUAUGGAGUCCUCAGUGGUCAGAGAAUCCCAUCUACUUUGCAAACUAGUCUGCCUCCCACAUUGCCCUGGAUGAACAUUAACUUUCGCGAAUAUUGGAGGUUGUGCCAUGAUGCUGUGCUUUCAUUCAGAUUAUGAUGGUGAUUGCAGGCUAAAAUCUGCAACAUCCUGACAGAAUCUUGACGUGACAGAUUUUGCACCAUGACUCCCGCCUACUCCAAUCUUUUCUAUUGGUUUUUCACAUUGAAGCUGCUGAUUAACUUGGAUUUUUUUUUUUUUUUGUUGGGUUGGGGGGGGG